AUGACAGACGGUCCUACCCCUGCGAGCCAUGGGGGAGACGGCCGACCGGUGGAGUGUACAACGACCAGUAAUCCAUCGUCGACCCUGCCGCUGCUUUACGAUCUCGACGCACUGUCACAAAUCCCGGCAGGCGAGUUCACCAAGGACAUUCCGCCCGCGCCCAUAGGGGAAUUUACGAAACCACGCAAAUCGACGGCACCGACAAAUGCUGGGGAGGCCGGGACGUCGUCGGUGCCGACGAAUGCUGGGGAGACCGGACUGUCGUCGGUGCCGACGAAUGCUGGGGAGGCCGGACCGUCGUCGGUGCCGGACGGAGCGGGCGAUCAGGAUGAGGAAAGUGACGACGCUUCAUCGUGCAGCGACGAUGAAGACGAAGACGACCCACGGCCUCGACGUGGCGCAGGUCCGCGCACGUUGGAAGAGAAGCUCAGGGGGGAACGUGCGUUCAUAGAGGAUCUGUUGGACGAGGACGAGCUUGAGGACCUGUUAAACAUGGCGGUGCCACGAGAACAGUGGAAGGCGGCCGACUUCGUCGAGGAAGAUAUGGUCUACGCGUGCGUCGACGUACUCGUGAUGGAGGCAAUGCGCCACCUGAAAACCCUGGAGGCUAAGAGCACGCUGAAGCUGUACACCUCUUGGAUUUACCACUACAAGAGGUGGGCGGCGAAGAUGCUGAAGGAAAUACGCAACAAGCUUUCGGGUGGGGAAAGAACGAGGCACGUCGACAAAAUCGGGUACUGGAUCCACUGCAACAAGAGCAAGGAUUGGGACAACGAGAAGGUGGUCAAACGGAAGUACAUCUGGCUGCACGGCCCGCGUGUCACUGAGUCGCGACUGCGCGCCUACAUCAAGUUCUUAAGGCGGGAGUACAAGAUCGACGCCGAGACGAACGCGCCGGUGAAAUCGAACACGGUGCACAUGAUCCUAGGCCGCAUCAAGGCCUGCCAGAUGGCGGCGAGGGUGGAGGCGACUCUCUUCAAGGAGAAGGAGUUGGGCAUCAUGCGGGAAAUCUCGGUGGUCCGGUCGGAGGUGCGGGUCAUGGUCCGCACAAAAAAUCAGAACGACGUCAGGAAUUGCGCGGACCAUCGACGCGGCACCAUCGGCGACACAUACACCGCCGAACAGUUCCGCCAGAUCAUGAUGAGGGUGCUGCCAACCUGGGUGGCAUCGGCGUGGAACCCGCGGGCAACCACUCCUUCGCAGACGCUGUGGAGGUUUCUUCUCGUGAAGGUGCUCACGCUACUCUCCCACCACAGUCUCCUGCGUGGGGCCAGCAUCCGCGAAAUCACACUCCCCGACAUCUUCUUGUACCGACUGGCUAGCACCUCGUCGGUGAACCCGGAAAACCAGCCGGUCGUCAUGGUGAUCGCCGCACGGAACUCGAAGACGUCCAAGGAUGCGCGUCUUCAGCAGAGCUACGCGGCGCGGCACCUCGAAGCGGAGUUGUGCGCCGUCGGCGAGACCGGCCUGUGGCUGCACUUCAUCCUCGACCAGAUCCGUCAGUUUCACGGCGUCGACCUCAUCCCGCCGGUGGACACCAGCACGCGCGAGCGCUGGUACAAGAAGCACCUGUUCUUCGCCCGCAACGACGAGGAGCAAAUGGAACUCCCUGCUGCCAGCCACCAGCGAUGGACGAGGCAGAUGUGGAAGACGAACGGUGUGUUCUGCAAGCGGAACGUCCACGCCGCUCGAGCAGGCGGGGCGCAGGAGCUGGCCAUCGACGGUACGUCUCGCGCCGAGAUAGCCGAGCUGGGUCACUGGGCGAUCGACAAGAUGACUCGAGCUUACAUCACCGCCAUUCCCGUCGGCGUGGUGAUGAAGAAGGCCGGCUAUUCGGGUGCCAAACAGGACUACUUCUUGGGUCGCAGCAGGGUGGAACCCGGCGACGAACUCCUGGCGCUCAUCGCCGAGUACAUCUUCCCGGGCGUUGACGACCUGGUUAAGAAGAUCAUGCGCCGCAUUGUCGUCGAAGACCUCGCUGUGAAACUCGUCCGCACCCCUUGGCAUCCGUACGUCCAAUAUUCCAAGCUCUGCAGGAUUCCCCUCUUCCAGCACUGGGCGAAGAGGGUCGAGAAGCUCGACACCGAGACAAUAAAAAAGCGCCGAGACCCGACCCUCAUUCAGCCUGAGGAGAUAUCUGUCCGCUUGGACGCCGAACACGCGGUCAUGUCGCUCACCGACACACUGAAGUACGAGAGGGAAAGGUCGGCGGUCCAGAAGAUAGACCUCGAAGAGGAUAUCGAGAAGCGCGACGCGAUCAUCGCGACGCUGACAGCAGAGAUAACCCGCCUCACAGAGGCACUCCGCGUCUCAGAAGCAAGGAGGAUGCCAGAGGCGUCGCCAGCUGCGAACGAGCAGUCGCCGAGGGACGGUGGCUCCGCGGACUCGGCAAGCACGGGUUCCGGAGCCAAGAAACCCCCGAAACCCCCACAGACAGUCGAAGAGGCUAGUUACGAGCUCAACGUGGUGCAGCCUUGGCGGGAUGCAACGACCGUGAGGGACGCGUGGCGCCUCUGGACCUCUUGCACCAGCGCCGACACCCGUCGUCUGUGCGACAGGUUUGCAGAGCCGGGGUUCGUCGACCGCCACACCCUCCUCAAAGGCGCGACGCAGGGAGCACUCGAGAAGAGGGUGCGCCGCAUGAUGAAGGUCAUUGAUGCAGUGCACCAUCUUCGCCGGAGCGACGGCGAGGCCGACACAGAAGCCGUCGUCGCAGCGCUUAACAAGAUAGUGGCGCCUGGCAUUGGGACCUUCUCGGAUGCACUCACGGUGCUCAACGCUGAUGCCGUAGCGACGUACUCCCAGCCGGGUAAGGGCGUCAAGGGGCUCGGCAAGAGGGAAUUUUCCAAGCUUCGUGUCGCCUGUGCGUUCGUGGCUCGCGGGCUGAAGCCGGAACAGUGGGUCGCUGACCUGUUCCCGGACACCUGGAAGGAGCAGAUGAAGAUGACGUUGGCCGACAUGGCCGGGGAGGACGAUGGGCAGCUGCCCCCGACCAAGAAGUCGCCCAAGCGCAAGAAGACCGCGUAA
Messenger RNA from Closterium sp. Naga37s-1, 3027 nucleotides. The record is from the annotation of a GenBank genome assembly. Lineage: Eukaryota; Viridiplantae; Streptophyta; Zygnematophyceae; Desmidiales; Closteriaceae.